GGCAGAGCAAGUUUUCCACCCAGUAGAAGAGAAGUUAGUCGCCCAAUAAUAGGCGAGUGCCUCAAAUACAAUCAGAUAGGUCUUGGUGAAAACAUACAUCCGAUCACGUUGUAAAAAGCACAAGUAAAUCCUCGAGCUCGCGGCUGCAGUUGAUUCUCUUUUCUUCGAGAGUCGAAAAAAAAUGAAUUUUUCCAGUUACUGCUUGUGCCAGUUACUGCUUCCAGAUUUGAGGGUGGACCGCACCGAAGUAGGUCCUUUCAUGUUCGGAAAAA
This is a messenger RNA of Amoebophrya sp. A25, 272 nucleotides long. The record is from the annotation of a GenBank genome assembly. NCBI's taxonomy places the organism in Eukaryota, Dinophyceae, Syndiniales, Amoebophryaceae.